Messenger RNA from Onychomys torridus (southern grasshopper mouse), 1875 nucleotides. Its product is annotated as NADH-cytochrome b5 reductase 3. Gene Ontology annotation, cellular component: mitochondrion. The record is from RefSeq and is a predicted model, not a curated record. The transcript has 9 exons. NCBI's taxonomy places the organism in Eukaryota, Metazoa, Chordata, Mammalia, Rodentia, Cricetidae. Gene Ontology annotation, molecular function: FAD binding; oxidoreductase activity. The coding region runs from base 84 to 989 and encodes 301 amino acids.
GUUGCGGCUGGGGUGGGUCGUUGGGGGAGCGGCGGGCGGAGUAGCGGGUGCAGAAGCACGCAGCUACUGUCUUCUCUGCCACCAUGGGGUCCCAGCUGAGCACGUUGAGCCGCGUGGCGCUCUCUCCCGUCUGGUUCCUCUACAGCCUCUUCAUGAAGCUGUUUCAACGCUCUUCACUGGCCAUCACCCUCGAGAAUCCUGACGUCAAGUACCCACUGCGGCUCAUCGACAAGGAGAUUAUCAGUCACGACACUCGGCGUUUCCGCUUCGCCCUGCCUUCGCCCCAGCACAUCCUGGGCCUUCCCAUUGGCCAGCACAUCUACCUCUCGAGUAGGAUUGAUGGGAACUUGGUCAUUCGGCCUUACACCCCCGUCUCUAGUGAUGAUGACAAGGGCUUCGUGGACUUGGUGGUCAAGGUUUACUUCAAGGACACCCAUCCCAAGUUUCCUGCCGGAGGGAAGAUGUCUCAGUACCUGGAAAACAUGAAUAUUGGCGACACCAUUGAAUUCCGGGGCCCCAACGGGCUGCUGGUCUACCAGGGCAAAGGGAAGUUUGCCAUCCGUGCAGACAAGAAGUCCAACCCCGUUGUCAGGACAGUGAAGUCUGUAGGCAUGAUUGCAGGAGGGACAGGCAUCACCCCAAUGCUGCAAGUGAUCCGCGCCGUCAUGAAGGACCCAAAUGACCACACCGUGUGCUACCUGCUCUUUGCCAACCAGUCUGAGAAAGACAUCCUGCUGCGGCCUGAGCUGGAGGAACUGAGGAACGAACAUUCCGCUCGCUUCAAGCUCUGGUACACAGUGGACAAAGCCCCGGACGACUGGAACUACAGCCAGGGCUUCGUGAACGAGGAGAUGAUCAGGGACCACCUUCCACCCCCUGGGGAGGAGCCGCUGAUACUGAUGUGUGGACCUCCACCCAUGAUCCAGUUUGCCUGUUUGCCAAACCUGGAGCGUGUGGGCCACCCCAAGGAGCGAUGCUUCACCUUCUGAUGACCGGACGCUGGCCACUCCCGUGCCUGCUGUUCCUGUAUUCACCACAGCCACCUGCCCUCCCCUUCCUUCCCCACCACUGUCCCCCACCCUAACAUCAGCUCACAUCCAUACUGGGGCCUGGGUUCAGCCUGGCCUGCCCGGCCCUGGUCAUCCAGCUCUUCUGGCCCCUGAGGGGCCUCUUUGGGAUCAGGACAUUGUAUCAGGUGGUCCCUGUUGACCACUUUCUGCAUAGGCUCCUGUUUGGCACUAGCUAACCAUUAUCAGAGAUGUCCCAUGACCACCCCUUUACACACACACACACACACACACACACACACACACACACACACACAGAGCUGUCAGUAUCAUGUCUACCCCUUGCUGUGGACCACACAGUCUAUAGAAAGGAAGAGGGAAGGGUAACAGCCAGUCUCAGGACCCAUGCCUACCAUCCAACUACCUGCCUUAGGCCAUGACCUGGCCUGUGCCCCUCACACUACUUUAGAUGAUGACACCCAGAGGUUCUCUCAGGAGGGUGUCUGGCAGUGACAAGCUACCCCCCCACUGCUGGCCAAGCAUUUCUGGGGCAGCACAUGGACCCUUCCAAAACCUCACGCCCUCCCCCUGCAGCCUUGGGUGCCCUGAGUCAUCAGCCCAACAGAGUGGGGUAGACCUUGGGAUCCCCGACGUGGUCUGGAACCAUCAUUCUGGCUUGUUUCUCCAUCCCAAACCUCCCGCCCGCCCGGUCCCCAGCCUGGGGAAGGGCGGCUGAGCAGUGCCUCUUGUCUGGGGAACAGACCCGGUGCCUGGCGCAGCCUCCAGCAGAUGGUGUCGUCUCCUAACACCGGCUUUUUUAGUCAUUUAUGGGCAGAAAAAAGUUGAAGUAAAACUUUGCUAACACUGA